Molecule: messenger RNA, 1694 nt
Organism: Myripristis murdjan (pinecone soldierfish)
Lineage: Eukaryota; Metazoa; Chordata; Actinopteri; Holocentriformes; Holocentridae
Product: Y-box-binding protein 2-A
Exons: 10
Coding region: 100-1068 (322 amino acids)
Molecular function (GO): nucleic acid binding
Source: RefSeq, a predicted model, not a curated record
GGGAUGUCGGGAUAAAAUCUUAGCUGUGGCGGAGAGCAAAGGUUUUGGAGAGAGCAGGAGGGAGGGGACACAGGAGUGAAAGUGUAUCCGAGAGCGAGCAUGACCGACGCCGAGGCGCAGAGCGCUCCACCAUCGGCACCGGUGGAAGAGAAGCCCCAGCCGGAGAGGAAAGUCAUAGCCACUUUGGUCCAAGGCACAGUGAAAUGGUUCAAUGUGCGAAAUGGAUAUGGCUUCAUAAACAGGAAUGACACCAAAGAGGAUGUGUUUGUGCAUCAGACGGCUAUCAAAAAGAACAAUCCUAGGAAAUUCCUCCGCAGUGUGGGAGAUGGGGAGGUUGUGGAGUUUGACGUGAUUGAAGCAGCAAAGGGUUCAGAAGCAGCCAAUGUGACUGGCCCAGGCGGCGUUCCGGUCAAAGGCAGCCGCUAUGCACCCAACAAACGCCGCUUCCGCCGACGAUUCUACCCCCGCAGCCCUCGGCCGGGCAACCAGGGUCAACCAGGUGAUGGUGAGGGGUCCGCGGCUGAGAAUGACGCAGUGGCGGAGAAUGGGGCUGCGAGGCUCGAACAGCGGCGCCGCAGGCCCCGCCGACCACGGCAGGAGGGGGAGGCAGGAGAGCAGAAGGAGGAGGCAGAAGAGGGCGACCAGCAGAGGGCGCCCCGCCGCAGAUUCCGGCGCCCAUUCCGCAGGCCAUUCCGUCCCCGUCCCUCUGCCGAGCAGCCUGCAGAGGGCCAGCAGGCAGCUGCUCCAGGGGAGGCCCCAGCACAGGGGGAGGGCAAGCAGCCGGAUGCCUCUGGAGACCAGCAGAGCAAUGGAGUAGCAGCUGAGGGCCAAGGACAGAAACCACGCCGCCAGUUUAGUCGCCGCAGGCAAAGAAACUCUGAGUCGUCUGUGUCUAAAAACGGUACAGAGAAGUCGACAUCAGAGCCCAGCACCCCGCCUCAGACCUCAAAGCCAGCCGACCUCAAAGCCGCGUCGAAGUCACCGAAGGGCUCCCCCAAAGUGUCUCCUAAAACACCAAAAUCACCAGAGCAGGCACCUGCCACAACAGCUCCAGCUCCAAAAGAGUGACACUAGUGAGAGGACAGUGUCACGUGACCCUUGGCACGAGGUCCAAGGGUUGGUAAACUGGGGGACUGGAUCUAUUUUGCAACACGUGCACUGCUUCCCCUCCCCCAUCCUCCAGCCCACCCCACCUUGCUGCUCUCCCGCCAAUAUCUGGUUUGGUUUUGCCCCGUCUAGACACUGACGUUUGGAGAGGGGGAGGUAGGGGAGCGGGACAUAAAUGUGGAAAAUGGGUGUUUAUUUAGAAAUUGAAGGUACAUCUUUAAAAGGAAAAUGAAAAGAGGGAAAAUCUGUGUGAUAGCCCAGUUUGUCCAUAACCCCCCCAAGCUAUUUUUUCUUUGACUAAGAUGGGGCACAACAACCAGUGACUAGAGGAACCGGCCUUGAUUUUGAUUUUAUUUUAAGUUUCGGAGGAGAAAACGAGCAGGUGUGUGGUGCAUUCUGGGAGUUUUAGUUCUGUUACCACCCCACUCUAAAACAUACCACCCCCAAUUUCCUCAGUUUUGAGGAUGGAUUGAUUAAAAGAAAACUUUUGUUUUACUUUUCUUAUUUUAUAUGUUUUUCUUUGGAGGGGAUUAUGUGCAAUGUUAGUAACUAAAAUGCUAAUUAAUAAAUCAUGUUUGCAAAGAUCA